AUGGCGCAGAGCCUCGAGGCGAAGAUUGUGGUGUUGGGGUCGCAGGGGGUGGGAAAGACGAGUCUGGUCCACCGAUAUGUGAAGAACAAAUUCCAGCCGGCCAAUAUGGCCUCGACGGUUGGCGCCAGCUUCCUCACCAAGCGCGUGGUAGACGACGAGAGCGACACUGUCGUGAGACUGCAGAUCUGGGACACAGCAGGCCAGGAACGCUUCCGAUCCAUAUCCCGGCUCUACUACCGCGGCGCGAACGCCUGCAUCCUCUGCUACAGCAUCACCUCCCUCUCCUCCUUCGAAGAGAUGGGCGUCUGGCUCACCGAGCUCCGCCGCAACCUACCCCCUGACAUCAUCCUGCACGUCGUCGGUACGAAAUCCGACAUGGUCGCUCGCGACCCCUCUCUCCGUCAGGUCCCCUUUGAGCGCUGCAUCGCCUACGUGGCCGAUAACCUUGCGCCAGGCCAAUCCAGCACACCACCGCCGACAGCCACGGCAGCCGGCAUUCUAGAUAACAUUAGCGGGGGAGGAGGCAGUGGGAGCACCUAUCGAGGCUUCCUCGGGCAUGUCAGUGGAGGGGGAGGGGGAGGGGGAGGGGCCGGAGGGUUCGACGGCGCCCGGAGUCCGAGCAGUAAACGCAGCAGUGGGUUCUGGGGCCAGGAGGUCGGCUGGGACUGCUGCCACGAGGUGUCUGCCGAGAGCGGCGAGGGCGUGGAAGAGGUGUUCCGCGUCAUCACGAGAAAGCUGGUGGAGCAGAACCGCAAGAUCCAAGAGAGCCUGCUCAGCGCGACGGCCACGCCGGGCAUGACGCCGGGGAUUGACGGCCUUGGUAGCGAGGCCGGCUAUUUCGACGGCACGAUGAGGCCUGGUGGCAGCUUUCGCGUGGGGAGGGACCGUAGGAGCUGGUUUGGCGUGCCGGUCGAGAGUAUCGAUGAGCGGGGGGAUGGGAGGCCGAGCGAGGACCGAGUGGUGAGGAGUAGGAGGAGGUGCUGUUAG
This is a messenger RNA of Drepanopeziza brunnea f. sp. 'multigermtubi' MB_m1, 987 nucleotides long. RefSeq lists its product as uncharacterized. Gene Ontology annotation, cellular component: endomembrane system. Lineage: Eukaryota; Fungi; Ascomycota; Leotiomycetes; Helotiales; Drepanopezizaceae. The record is from RefSeq and is a predicted model, not a curated record. Gene Ontology annotation, molecular function: GTP binding; GTPase activity. Gene Ontology annotation, biological process: intracellular protein transport.